Molecule: messenger RNA, 483 nt
Organism: Prorocentrum cordatum
Lineage: Eukaryota; Dinophyceae; Prorocentrales; Prorocentraceae
Source: the annotation of a GenBank genome assembly
GCUCCGGUCGGCUUCUGGGAUCCCGCGGGGCUCAGCAGCGACGGCGACGUGGCCACCUUCAAUCGCCGCAGGGCCACGGAGCUGAAGCACGGUCGCGUCUCGAUGCUCGCCACCAUGGGCUACAUCGCCCCGGAGUUCGUCAGGUGGCCCGGCUACCUGUCCCCCUCCGCCGGCCUCAAGUUCCAGGACGUGCCCACCGGCCUCGCGGCGCUCUCGAAGGUCCCCCUGAACGGCUGGCUCCAGGUCGUGCUCUUCGCCGGCACCCGCGAGUUCAACACCUACAACAGCACCGCGGCUCCGGGGGACCUGGGCUGGAAGGCCAUCACCUCCACCGACCCCGAGGUGAAGAAGAGGAAGCUGAACGCCGAGCUGGCCAACGGUCGACUGGCGAUGAUGGCGAUCAUGGGCAUGCUUUUUCAAGACGGCCUCACGGGCUCCGCCUGGGGCGACUGGGCGCUCUACACCGACUCCCCGCUGCGGUGA